AUGCUUCUUGUCCUAUGGUGUUUGCCUGAGCCGGAAGCCAGCAUUGCGAUCACUAUUAUAUUUGUUGUUGCGAUCAUGACCGACAAGCCGUUAUUUUUGAUCUGGGUCACUUCAAAAAUGUACGUGAAAUGCUGUAAAGGCGAUACCAUUGCACAGGUAGAUGAUAGCCCAAAGAACAUAAGUGAGAUGUCGACUGCAACAACAACAGCAAACUCAGAAACGUUGAAGCAGAGAUGUGCCUUAGACAAGGGAAAGGGAGCAGGGAUGGGGAGUCUUCAAGAAGUCUUUGUAAAUACCGAAAAGAAACAUUAA
Messenger RNA from Strongylus vulgaris, 312 nucleotides. Lineage: Eukaryota; Metazoa; Nematoda; Chromadorea; Rhabditida; Strongylidae. The record is from the annotation of a GenBank genome assembly.